UCGGAAUGUCUCGCACAAACUGUUGCAUCGUAAAUUGUAGCAACAGAUACAAGAAGUGCCCGCCAGGAACCAAGUUUUUUCGGUUUUCGACGCGACCGUGCUUCCAAGAUCAAAGAGAACGGUGGAUUCGGAGCGUACGUCGUGUCAAUGGCGAUGGAACUGAGUGGCAACCAUCCGUGUGGUCAAAGAUAUGCAGCACUCACUUUGUUGGCGGUAAACCGUCGACAGACCCUUCUUCUCCGUCCUACGCCCCGACCAUCUUUCCGUCGUCGUACCGCAACGUGAGCACGAUUGUCCAGGACAAAAGCAACCGCUACAAUAGCUGGAGAAAGCGGGCAUACACUCCUGUACGUUCGACGAAUACAGAUGAAGCAGAUGGAGCUGAUGAUGCCAUUUUGACAAAUGCAGAUGGAAGUGAUGACGCCAUGUGCUACAGUGACACACCAGAUGAGGCUCCAUGCAAUGAAACGUUGGUGUCAUCUUUUCUGAGUGAAGCAGAUGCUGGCCAGAUGCAUGAGGUUGCUACACAAACAGACGAAAGUUGUGGCAACACAACUGGUAUUUUCCUCAGUUGUGUACUUAUCGCGACUGUUUCUGAGGCAUCUAUACAAUGCAGCUCGUUCCUGAUGUCCCCAAAAGAGACAUGUGAAAAAGGCAUUGGAACCGUAAAUGCAGAUCAGUUUCAGCCCAGAGGCUUCCGUGGCUACGACUCCGUGACAUCUGAAAGCGACCAUGCUGAAGUCCUAAAGGACCUGACAGGAGUGUCUCCUACCUGCUUCGCAGUUCUGCUGGGGUUGUUGACACAGGUGAAGACUCUACGUGCAAUGGACAUCAGCCGUGAGAGUCGCCUUCUGCUUUUCUUAAUGAAGAUGAAACAUGCCCUGACAUUUGCUGCGCUGGGUGCCCUUUUCAGAGUACACCGCACGACAGCUUCCCGCACAUUCUAUGCCACUCUGGACACGUUGUAUUCGAAGACGCAAGGGUGGUUAAUAUGGUUUCCACGAGAGGUAGUGCAAGAGACGAUGCCCCAUUCUUUUCGGGAGAAGUACCCAACAUGCAGGGUAGUCAUAGAUUGUACAGAAGUGCCAAUUGAAAAGCCCCCUGAAUCAGUGAACAAGUUAAUUGCUGGAGCAGCUACAAGAGCAACUUCACAUUGAAAUUCCUAGUUUGUGUGACCCCUUGCGGCUUCAUAUCAUUUG
Molecule: messenger RNA, 1199 nt
Organism: Ornithodoros turicata
Lineage: Eukaryota; Metazoa; Arthropoda; Arachnida; Ixodida; Argasidae
Exons: 5
Coding region: 6-1157 (383 amino acids)
Source: RefSeq, a predicted model, not a curated record